Molecule: messenger RNA, 1452 nt
Organism: Limulus polyphemus (Atlantic horseshoe crab)
Lineage: Eukaryota; Metazoa; Arthropoda; Merostomata; Xiphosura; Limulidae
Product: relaxin receptor 1-like
Exons: 9
Coding region: 1-1452 (483 amino acids)
Biological process (GO): G protein-coupled receptor signaling pathway
Cellular component (GO): membrane
Molecular function (GO): protein-hormone receptor activity; G protein-coupled receptor activity; protein binding
Source: RefSeq, a predicted model, not a curated record
AUGGAUUUAUCCAAAAGUGAUUUUACAGAUCUGCCAGUCAUUCCGGAGGGAUGUUAUUGCACACGUCUUACAGCUGUAAGUUGUAAGGACUUAAAUCUCACCCAAAUACCAGCAGGAAUAUCCCCUAACGUUACAAAACUCUCUUUGGCUGGAAAUGACAUACGACAUCUACCGGCAGAAGUGUUUACUGGUAUCAAUGAUCUUGUCAAAUUGUAUUUGCAGCACUGUGCAAUAGAAUCCAUUUCAUUAGAAGCUUUCAGGGGCUUAGGAUCAUUAAAAGAAUUAAAUUUAACAGAAGUAGAAAUUGCAAACAUUGAUAUCACACAUUUUGAGAACCUCAAGAACUUAGAAUUUUUGUACUUCAAAAAGUUCCAUUACUGUAGUUUUGCGCCACAUGUACGAAUAUGUAGGCCUAACACUGAUGGUCUCUCUUCCACUGAACACUUACUAGUGCGGCCGGUUCUGCGCAUGUCAGUGUGGGUGGUGGCGCUAGUGACUUGUUCCGGGAACAGCCUGGUGCUGUUUUGGAGAAUCGUUAUUCGACGUCGGACAGAAGAAUACCAGAUCACAGCUUUAUUCAUUAAGAAUCUUGCGAUGGCUGACCUUUUAAUGGGAGUAUACCUUGUAGUCGUCGGGGCCAAAGAUAUAGCUUUCAGAGACGAGUACAACCAUCAUGCUCACCAAUGGAUGGCCAGCUGGGGUUGCACAGCCUGCGGCAUGCUGGCUAUGGUGUCGUGUGAGACGUCCAUCCUCAUCCUAAGCCUUAUGACGAUGGACAGAUACCUUUGCUUCAAGUGUAACAGCCACAGAAUCACGGCAAACGCUGCUCGCUACAGCUUGAUAGGAAUCUGGUUGAGUGGUCUAGUCCUAGCUUUAUUCCCUGUUAUCACAUGGCCACAUGACAGGAGAUUCUACUCCAGCAACGGGCUUUGCUUCCCGCUUCAUAUCGACGACCCCUACAUGCUUGGAUGGGAAUUCUCAGCUUUUGUGUUCCUUGGUAUAAACUUCCCUGCUGUACUUUUGAUGGUAGCGCAAUAUGUUUGGAUGUUUUACCUGAUCUCCCGCCGUAUGAAUAAGUCCCAGCCUGGAACUCUGAAAUCCAAUAGGUACAAAGAUGACACAGUAGUGGCGCUGCGGUGCUUCUUCAUUGUGUUGACUGACUGUCUUUGUUGGAUACCAAUUGUUAUAAUCAAGAUUGUGGCAUUGUGUGAAGUACCAAUAUCAGAGAAUCUGUUUGCUUGGGUUGUGGUGUUCAUUGUUCCUGUAAACAGCGCCCUCAACCCUGUGAUAUACACGUUUGGCUAUCGAGCUCGAGAGAUGAAAAGACUGACUCAAGGGGUUUUACUGUGGUGUCGAAAACCCGUGGAACAGGUGUUAGGACCAGGCUUCGUUUCAAAAGAUGAUGGCCGAUUAUCGAUAUGGACUCCAGACGAUCAGAAACACAUCACUUAA